CGGAGUUGAGAAGACUGUUGACUCUUUUCUUUUGAUGUUGGGCGGAUCUGCUUUGGAUUAAAUCAAUACUUUCUUUUCAUUCACAGAGGGAAGACGGCUGGCAGGAUCCCCCGCUGACUUGAGAGAGAAGAGAAGAGAGCCGAUUACAGAGGAAUUUGACAUCUCCCAUAGCAGCCAGAGAGCCAUGAGCAGUGCCUUGCUGGGGACUCCCCUCUCGGAUGAGACCGGCAGCUUUCGAGAAGACGCCCCUCGCCCGCCAGUGCCAGGAGAAGAAGGCCAGACACCAUGCCAGUUCCCAGCGCCAAGCCAAAGAUCCAAGUCUGCAUCACGUUCUGAUCCCCCCCGGAGAAAUGAAGAUGGUUUGGGGGAGCCGGAAGGCAGUGCGUCCCCUGACUCUCCGCUGGCACGGUGGAACAAGUCCUUGCAUUCCUUGCUGGGUGAUCAGGACGGAGCUCAUCUCUUCCGGACUUUCUUGGAAAGGGAAAAAUGCGUGGAUACUUUAGACUUUUGGUUUGCCUGCAAUGGUUUCCGACAGAUGGACAUCAAGGACCCUAAAGCGCUGAGGGUGGCGAAGGCUAUCCACAAACGCUACAUUGAGAACUGCGGCGUGGUGUCCAAACAGCUGAAGCCCCCGACCAAAGUUUUCGUCCGGGACUCCAUCAAGAAGCAGCUGAUCGAUUCCACCAUGUUUGACCCGGCUCAAGCGGAGAUUCAGCUGAUGAUGGAGGACAAUGCCUACCAGAUGUUCCUCACCUCCGACAUAUACCUGGAGUACGUCAGGACUGGGGGAGAGAACACGGCUUACUUCAACAACAUGGGACCCGGGAGCUUGAAACUGGUCAGCGGCUAUCUGCCCACCUUAAACGAGGAGGAGGAACUGAACUGUGUGGACCUACAACACAAGGGCUCACCAUCGGUGGUGGCUCUGUCCAGCAAAUCUUUGAGGGCUACUGCCCAUUCCCGAGCCAAGGAGACCAUUGACCAUUGCUACAGGGCGUACAAGAGGAGCGACCCCGCCAACCCGUACCACGUGGGCUCCGGCUUCGUGUUCGCCCCGGCCGCUAGCACCAAUGAGAGCGAGCUGUCCAGCGACGCCAUGACGGACGAUUCCAUGACGGACAGCAGCGUGGACGGGAUCCCGCCGUACCGAUCGGGCAGCAAGAAGCAGCUGCAGCGGGAGAUGCACCGCAGCAUGAAGGCCAACGGCCAGGUGGCUCUACCUCACUUCCCAAGGACGCACCGGCCGCCCAGAGAGAUGACCCCCAUUGAACCGGCCGUGUUUGCGGCGGAACUCAUCGCCCGGCUGGAAAAGGUGAAACAGGAACAAGAAACUAUGAACACGCUGGAGGAACGACUGCAGAAGAUCAAAGAGGAAGAAGAACAAGAAGAAUGUGAAUCUCCCGCCUGCUUCCAGCCCACUCAGGGCGCCUCUGUCCCGUCUCACCAUCCGCUGACUCUGGCACCUUCUGCCCCCUGCGAGGACGACCCUCAAGCCAUCCUAGAUGACCACUUAUCCCGAGUCCUCAAGACCCCCGGCUGCCAGUCACCAGGCGUAGGCAGAUCCCGAUCCCCCGACCGCUCUCGCCUACUACGGCCUUCGCCGCCGCCUACGGCGCUCUCGUCGCCUUGUCCCCUGCUGGCCAAGAGCUUUGUCACCAAGCAGACCACCAAACACAUCCACCACCACUAUGUGCACCACCACACCAUGCUAAAGACAAAGGAGGAGAUCGAGGCCGAGGCGGCCCGCAGGGUGCACUGCCCAUGUACCGGCUCCAACGACUACUGCUGCUAUAUGAGGAACCGGACGCACGCCAAGGGGGUGGACCUGUCGCUGCUACACGUGGAUCAUCUUGGCAGUCGGACCGGAACCUUAUCCAGAAGGAACGGCAAGACGGUGUCGGAAUAUUCGGUGGAGGGCGUAGACGGCACAACCAUUAUAUACCAGCUGCCGAUGGAAGGACACGUACCUCCGACGUGGCAGCGGGUGGUGGAGUCGGAGACAGAGAGGCAGUGCAAGCACAGAUCUCACAGUGCACAGAGCACCAAGAGGAGCGCAGCGGCCUGUGAGACCCCUCGAGCGUCCUCGGCGGAAAGGCCGGCACGCCAUCAGCAGUGGCUCAGUGGAGUGGGCCACCCUCGGCCGCCCGCACAUCCUCUAGUCCAGGACUUGGCCGCGGCGUCGCCCAGCACUCUGGCUCAGCUAGAGGAGGCCUGUCGAAGGCUGGCGGAGGUUUCCAGACCUUCAAAGCAAAGGUGCCCAUCAAGCAGUCACCAGCGGAGUCAUUCGGUGCCCUGCCAGCCGGGAACUUCCACCCCCCAGCAUGAAGACCAAACAGAACCAAAGAGACAGCCGGCCGCCCCUCCCCCCGGAGAGCUGACGGUGACAUAUUUCCUGUGUGGGGAGGAGAUCCCGUACCGGCGGAUGCUGAAGGCGCACAGCCUGACUCUGGGGCACUUCAAAGAGCAGCUCAGCAAAAAAGGAAAUUAUAGGUAUUACUUUAAGAAGGCCAGCCAGGAAUUCGAGUGCGGCGCGGUCUUCGAGGAGAUCCGCGAGGACGACGCAAUCCUCCCCACCUAUGACGGCAGAGUGCUGGGUAAAGUGGAGCGCAUCGACUGACACUCCGGUCACAU
This is a messenger RNA of Nanorana parkeri, 2631 nucleotides long. It is a transcript of the gene AXIN2, whose product is annotated as axin 2. The record is from RefSeq and is a predicted model, not a curated record. The coding region runs from base 185 to 2617 and encodes 810 amino acids. The transcript has 10 exons. Gene Ontology annotation, biological process: negative regulation of canonical Wnt signaling pathway. NCBI's taxonomy places the organism in Eukaryota, Metazoa, Chordata, Amphibia, Anura, Dicroglossidae.